Caenorhabditis bovis is the source of this 423-nucleotide messenger RNA. The record is from the annotation of a GenBank genome assembly. Lineage: Eukaryota; Metazoa; Nematoda; Chromadorea; Rhabditida; Rhabditidae.
AUGUCAGGUCAACUCUCAAACAUGCUUAAAGAACACAGUAAGAAGCAGCAUUUGCGAAAAGAAAUGCAAGAAAAGUUGAAGAACGAAGCGAUUGUCGCUGCACAGACGUUGUCAACUGCAGUAAUCGAUCACUUAAAUGCAAAAGUUUCUCAAGCAUACGUUAAUCAAAAACGUCUCGAUGUUGAGGCAAAACGCUUUGAAAACAAUGCAGCAGCCCUGGCAAAACAGACUGAGCAAUGGUUAUUUAUAACAGAAGGACUUAAUUAUGCUUUAAAGGAAAUUGGAGAUGUAGAAAGUUGGUCGAAAGCGAUUGAUAACGAUAUGAACAUAAUAACAGAAACACUUCGAAGAGCUUACGAAGCUAAGAAUCUGCCAGCUGCCGUCGCCGAUCCAACAGAAUCUCCAAAGAAAACAACAAAAUAA